AUGAGGAGGAACUCAUUACUUGUGAAGCGCUUCUUGAACGGAAGGUGGGGUCCACAAUUCAAUUCUUCACUGCCUUUCUCGCUUUCCUUUUCACGUAAUGCAGGUUCAGCCAAAGUGGCAGAGGAAGAGGCCGGAUAUUCUGAUGGACUUGAGUGUGCUUUGGCUGGAAAGGGUGUGUUUGUGAAGGACAAAGCUUUUCGGAACUUAAAUGCUUGUGAGCUACACCAACAUGGCGCGACCAUUACACAGUCUUUGUCAGGAAUUCCCCUUCAUAUGAGAGGAAAUGUCCUUGAAGGAGCACCAGGAAUUUCCAAGACGCAAUUUAACAAACUUUUAAAGCAGGUCACAAGUCACAUAUCAUCCAUCUCAGAUGUCUUUGUUCAUGACGGGGCUAUUGGUUCCUCACCAAAAUGCGAUGCGAAAGUUCGUGUAAUAAGCGACAGUCCUUCUCCUCUUUUAUCACUUUCUAAUGUUCUCUGGAAGACUCCUGCUCGUGCAAUUUCCCACGAUUCCUGUCCUCUAACAGUAUAUGUGGCUACUUCUAUGAGUCCAGGUGUAGUAGGGGACAGCAUUGGUCUUGGAUCUGGAGGAACUGAUGGACUUAUAGCCGGUGAUAUUGAUCGUUUAUCACUUGUUUUAUGCGGUAAAGCUUUUGCAGAUACAACCGGAACCAAAGAAGCUCUAUCUGCCUUGUCUGGACCUAUCAUAGCCGCACGUGGAGGCCUCCCUCUAUCUGCAAGGCUUUUAGUCAUUGGCGAAUCUGCGGUUCUUUUAUUUGCACCGGAAAAUACCAUUAAAAGAUGUGCAAAUAAGUUGGUGUCUUCAGAUACUGGUGUGGUUCUUUCUUCUCAAGGUGUCACAACAUUGUUUCAAGGUGGAAGUUAUGGUGGUUCAAAUCUAUUUAAAUCGCCAGAUGCUGUUAUUUUUGCGUCUUCUUAUAGUUGUGGUACUAUGCCUUCCAUAUCAAAGCUUUCACCUGGCCAGGCAGCUUACCAGUUCCUGGCUGGUUAUCAGAAUGGGAAGUUUGUACCUGCUUACACCAAAGGCCCUUCGUCCAUUGACCCAUUGGAACUAGCCAAGGCUCUUCUCUUCAAGUUGAAAGAGGAUCAUAUCCCAUCGUUUCUAGUUAAAGCCAGCGAUGGAGAAAAGAGUUUAACUGGGAAAGAAUUUAUCAAACUGGUGGAAACAACUUUGUCCAAGGACAUCCCACCAUUUCAAGCAAAAGAUAGUGAUCUUCAAGAAAAGUACAAGACCUUUCUAUCGAGAAAGUUUCCAGAAAUGCCAGAAGAACUAUCAUUUUGAGAUGCUCAAGAUAAUUGCAUUAUAAUUAGGAGAAUUUUUCGACAGUGUACAAAACAUACAUUAUCAGUGCUGCACAGGUUUUAACCGUCAACUUCUUCAUCAGAUUUGUAUUGUUUGAUCUUGAAAUGUUAAAUCUGAUGUUCGGAAAUGCAUAGUAUUUGUAGAAAUGCCCUACCAUAGUCCAUAGAAAUCCCUUGUAUUUGUUUCUUUUAUGCACCCCAACACUCCAGAAAAAGGCCUCAAACUAUGUGGCUGAAUUGUGCUCCUCCCUAGCAUAGUAUACGACUCUUUUUGUGUUUUACCAAAAUGCAUAAAAUAAAGUUUUCUGUUGUAUAUCAUCUUACUGAAGUUAGAUCUUCCUUUCCG
Messenger RNA from Morus notabilis, 1668 nucleotides. RefSeq lists its product as uncharacterized. The record is from RefSeq and is a predicted model, not a curated record. NCBI's taxonomy places the organism in Eukaryota, Viridiplantae, Streptophyta, Magnoliopsida, Rosales, Moraceae. Gene Ontology annotation, biological process: gluconeogenesis. Bases 1 to 1302 code for a protein of 433 amino acids. Gene Ontology annotation, molecular function: ATP binding; phosphoenolpyruvate carboxykinase (ATP) activity. The transcript is spliced from 10 exons. Gene Ontology annotation, cellular component: cytosol.